Molecule: messenger RNA, 405 nt
Organism: Zerene cesonia (dogface butterfly)
Lineage: Eukaryota; Metazoa; Arthropoda; Insecta; Lepidoptera; Pieridae
Exons: 4
Coding region: 13-405 (130 amino acids)
Biological process (GO): sensory perception of smell
Molecular function (GO): odorant binding
Source: RefSeq, a predicted model, not a curated record
AUUCUACAGGCCAUGACAGCAGAUCAAAAGGCAAUGAUACAUUCGCAUUUUGAAAAAGUGGGUACAGAAUGUAUGAAAGAUAACAUGAUUUCUACGGAUGAUAUAAGCAGCUUAAGAGCUAAGAAAUUGCCAAGCGGAGAGAACGUUCCAUGUUUUCUCGCAUGUGUUUUGAAGAAAACUGGCACUAUGGAUGACAAAGGCAUGCUUCAAAAGGAAACAGCUUUAGAAUUAGCGAAAAAGGUGUUCAACGAUGACGAAGAACUGCAACUUAUCGCAGACUAUCUCCAUUCCUGCUCCCAUAUUAACAGCGAAGCGGUUAGUGACGGAGAAAAAGGCUGCGAACGAGCUAUGCUUUCCUACAAAUGUAUGACGGAAAAUGCUUCUAAGUUUGGCUUGGAACUAUAA